This is a messenger RNA of Varroa destructor (honeybee mite), 2248 nucleotides long. RefSeq lists its product as uncharacterized. Lineage: Eukaryota; Metazoa; Arthropoda; Arachnida; Mesostigmata; Varroidae. The record is from RefSeq and is a predicted model, not a curated record.
UUUGCGAGAAACGUUUUGUAUUGCCGGUCGCCGAUAACCUGCGUGCUAUAUAUUAUACAAACAUGUUUUAUACAAACAGUAAGACGCUUUUAUAGAACUAGUCAGUUAGCCAUCAAAUGUUGCUUGCGAUAGAUCUGCAAGGCGAAGAUGUAUUCUGGCAUGAUGCAAAACAGAACCUGUAAUCGAAUCUAACCACUGGCGCGUAGAAAACCCUUUGCGCGUUUAAGUUCCGAAAGGUCUCCUAAAGGAUACUUCAAAGCUCUACGGCGUUUGGAAUUUUCUGACUACCUGAGGCAGCUAAGGCGGCUUCUACAGAGAGUUGGCUACGAUGCUGAGCUGAAAUAGUGGGCAUUCAUUUCUUGGUCGCAAAAAGCGACGAAAACACUCAGGCCCUAGACAAGAGCCAGCUCCACGUGGCAGGAUCAACGUGCCCUCUUAGCACUCGAAGUUUCUCGUUGUUAUCGCGUGCCAAGUAAAAAGGUCUGGCACAGCCGCUAGUGUCGUGUUUAUUCAAUCUUCGCGUAUGAGUAAUUUCGGCUAGAUCGUUUGCAUGACUGCAGGCAGUGAAAUAUACUACAAAAGCAAAUACACCGAGACAGUGCGGGACGACACCGUAGUCUGCUCAAGUCGAGCUAAAAAGGGCAUAUAUUUGGCGUGCGUUGCGAAACGAGGCAGUUGAAGCCUCAUCUCUACUUGGCGGAGAUUUCAGUUGUACAUACAUACCGCCAUUCGUCAUGAAAGAGGCUGGUGCGUACGUCAUUCUGUGCUGUUUUGUGGCUGGCUCAUGCGAAGCUGUUACCUUAACACCAGAAUCUGAAGAUCUUUUCGGUGGCCAAGGGACGUUUGCGCAACCUGCAUGGCCACUUAGGUGGCCUUUCCAAUGGAUACCGUGCCGCAUUGCCUUGAUACACCCUGAUUCUACAGAUUGCCGUUCAAACAGGCCCAAGGAGGUGUCGGAUAAACACCAACGCGAUGAUUCUGAACAAAGUUUGUCAGAUUCACGUUCUGAGAAAAUACGACCAAUCACCACAACUGCCGUUCCCGAAGGAAUUUUACGCCUUGAAAGUGGCCCGAAGCAGAGUUCUAUCACCCCUGAUGGAAUCCCGAGCCAUGACGAUGCGUGGAAGCCCAGUUCCACUACUCCCGGAGAAACCUUAGACCGUGAAGACGGUGCGAUGGUCGGUUCCACGACUGCCGAAGAAAUUUUAGCUCGUGAAAACGAUUUGAAGCUUAAUUCCGAUAUUCCCGUAGGAAUCCUAGGCCAUGAAGAUGGCCCAAAACUGAGUUCCACAACAUCCGAAAGCAUCGGAGGCCGAGAAAAUGUCUCGAAGCCCAGUUUUAGCACUCCCGAAGAAAUCCUAGGGCAUGAAGACGGUCCGAAACCAUGUACUAUAAACCACAGUAAAAUCGUAGGCCAUGAAGAUAGUGCAGAAACUAGUUCCACUACCCCCGGAGGAAUCGUAUGCCUUGAAGACAACUCAAAGCUUAGUUCCGUUUCUCCUGAAGGAACCGUAAGCUAUGAACUUGGCCCGAAGUUCAGUUCCGUUACUCCCAGCGGCAUUCAAAAUUAUGAAGAUGCUUUGAAACCUAGUUCUACAACUUUCGAACGAAUCGUUGGCGCUGCAGAUGGUUCGAGGCUUAAUUCUACCACAUUCAGAAGGAUUCUAAGCGGCAAAGAUAGUCCCCUGCCAAAGUUGACCAGCGCCGGAGAAAUCAUGGGUCGUGAACACGGAUUGAAGCCGAGUUUCAUCACUCUCGGUAGAAUUCUCAGCACCGAAGAUGGUACGAAGCGUAGUUCCAUUACUCCCGGAAGAGUAGUAGAUCGAGAAGGUGAUCCGAAGCCCAGCUCCACUGUUCUUUCAGGAGCCCUAAACCUUGAAGACGGGCUGAAGCCGAGUUCUAGCCUUCCCGGAAGAAUCGUAGAUCGAGAAGGUGGUCCAAAGCCCAGCUCCACUGGCCUUGCAAGAACCCUAAACCUUGAAGACGGACCGAAGCCGAACUUUAUCACUCCCGGAGAAAUCAUGGGCCGCGAAGGUGGACCGAAGUCUAGUCUUAUUACCCUCAGAGGAGUCCUGGGCCGUAAAAUAGGUCGAAGCCAAGCUCCGCCACCUUCGAAGGAAUUAUCAACCCUAAAGGCAGUUCCAAGUCAAGUUCCACUAUAUUCGGAGGAACAACAGGUGCUGAAGACGGACCGAAACCCAGCUCCACUAUACCCGGAGAGACCCUAGGCCGUGAAGGUGGUCCGAAG